AUGCUGGCUGAGGUGGCGCGGCGGCGCUCGUCAUGGUUGCGCUCUCUGGCGACGGCCCGGCGUUUGUCGCGGCCAAUGAAGCUUCAGGAUACUGUGCGAAGCCGCGAGAAAGACGUCGACGAUGACGCAGCGUCAGACAAGCGGCCGUCGGUCCGCGGUGAAAGAAGAUCAUCAGGUGCCAAGCCCCAGAGUCUUAACACCCACUUGCAACUGCAGCUGCACGCCAGCGGUGGUGGCGAUGCGACGUUUGAUGCAGGAGCCAAGAGGAAGGAGACGGAAAGGUUGGUGGAGCAGCACGUGAUGAAGGAGCAGAAGGUGAUACUGCAUGCACAGGCGAAUGUUGGGGAAUUCCCCUCGCUUAUCGCCAGCAAAUCGCCUGUUCCGAAAGAUGUCGCGAGAGCUAGAAACAGUUUACACAAAAUGGCAAGAGAUUUAGCAGAUCCCCGUGUAGCGGUUGCCAGAGAGACGAGCUACCAGCGAGCCAGGAGGCAGCUUAAAGCUGCAACGGGCAAGUUGGACCGCUUGCUGUACGCCAUGCGCCAACGGCGGGAUUACGCACAAGUGGAAGCAGUGGUGUUUGUGUGGGAAGAGGAGUUCCCGCACUUUGCAGGCCAACGCAAGCACUGGUCCGUCAUCUGCGAGCACUACGCCUGGGCUUUAAACAGCCAACAGCGAUUCCACGACGUCGUUGAUAUAUUCUCCAACUGCUACAGUGACGAUGAAAAGGAGGCACAAACCUCUUGUAGCCUCUACCUCUUGACACCGCGAUUGGCUCAGUCCAUUUUUGUUGCGCUUGGACAUCUUCGCGACGCUGACGGAGCGCUGCGACUGCUAGAUACGAUGCAGCGCCAUGGUGUUCAUGUGACGAAAGUAUCGUACUUUCAUGCACUGAAUGCUCUGCUGCAUGAUCAAUCAUUCAUCUGA
Molecule: messenger RNA, 924 nt
Organism: Phytophthora infestans T30-4
Lineage: Eukaryota; Oomycota; Peronosporomycetes; Peronosporales; Peronosporaceae
Exons: 1
Coding region: 1-924 (307 amino acids)
Source: RefSeq, a predicted model, not a curated record